Molecule: messenger RNA, 1346 nt
Organism: Culex quinquefasciatus (southern house mosquito)
Lineage: Eukaryota; Metazoa; Arthropoda; Insecta; Diptera; Culicidae
Exons: 2
Coding region: 124-1110 (328 amino acids)
Source: RefSeq, a predicted model, not a curated record
UGAAUUACUUUCAAGAAUGUCAUGUUUUUCGUCAGGCCUUGCAAAUAACAAACAAAAUUGUGCUGUAAAUUUUGUGAUGAUGAUUUUUUCGUGAAAAGUCCGGCGAAUCCGUAAUUUGGCGCCAUGGCCAGGACGAGCAACGUGCGCGUCAAGCUGUGCGAUCAAAUCCUGCUGCAUAAGUUGCACCUGCUCAACAAUGCCGUGUCCCGGACGGGCGUCACGGAGCGCGAGAUGGAGGAAGCGUUCAAGCUGUCCAUCGGCUAUCGUCCCAGCCGGUUGUCGUGGGCCAUGUCCUGGAACGACGGAACGCUAUCGAUUCUGUACAGUGUCAUCUUCCUGAUUGCUCUGUUCGUGUUGACCCCGUUCCUGGCGUCGUUCUUCGAGGUCAUCCUCGGAACUCGGUGCAUCGUUCCGAACAACUAUCUAGUCUGGGAAGCGACACGGCCGCUGUCCGAUUGUGACUUUUGUCGAGGCGUCCAAAGUCCAAUUAUACUGUCCAACUGCUCGCGCGAGGAAUUCAAACCGUACGCGUACUCUUCACGGCCCAUAAUCAUCAAAAACGCCGUGUCCCACUGGCCAGCGGCACAGUUUCUCAACUUUACCUACCUGAAGGACCUCUACCAGAAGCAUCCGGCCGCGUUGGACAGCUUUCACGAGGACUGUCAAUUUCUACACUUCAAGUCCAACUUCCAAACGCUGCGGGACGUAUUCCGUAUGUCGGAAGACUUCCGCACCGGCCACAAACCGUGGUACGUGGGCUGGAGCAACUGCAACCCGGUCAUCCUGGCCGAGCUCCGCAAACUCUACCCGAAGCCGCACUUUCUUCCCGAGGACGCCGAAAUGCCCAACACGGACUUUGUGUUCCUUGGGUACGAACAGGGCGCCCUCAUGCACAUCGACUACAUCCCGCGGCUCAUGUGGCAGGCCCAGCUGCGCGGCAACAAAACGUGGAUCCUGGCACCGACCCCGGAGUGCGACAACGAGUGCAAGAGCUUCAGCUUUUACGUGGAACCGGGGGACGCGUUGCUCGUGGAUACGCGCCUCUGGUACCACGGAACGUUCAUCUCGAAGGGGGAGUUUUCGUUGACCAUUCAGUCCGAGUACGGUUAGUUAGAGGAGGAGUGGGGAUGACGAUGGACUGUAACAGCAGUGGUACCGAAAUGGUGGAAAUUUUAGUCAUUUAUUGUGUGUGCAUUUUAUAAUUUCUAUGAUUUUGGUUGUAUUUUGUAUAUAAAUGUUUAUUUUUGUUUUUGUAUUAAGCGUGCCAUUCGUGUUUAGUUUGUAUGACACUAAAGAUAUUAAAAGAGCAAUAAAAAUGUUAAAAGAUUCAUAAUUUGAUGAUCCGA